This is a messenger RNA of Amblyraja radiata (thorny skate), 1723 nucleotides long. It is a transcript of the gene slc35d3, whose product is annotated as solute carrier family 35 member D3. The transcript has 2 exons. NCBI's taxonomy places the organism in Eukaryota, Metazoa, Chordata, Chondrichthyes, Rajiformes, Rajidae. The coding region runs from base 401 to 1573 and encodes 390 amino acids. The record is from RefSeq and is a predicted model, not a curated record.
UUUCUGCAUUUAGUUGACAGGCGACCCUUGGGCAGUGACUCACCGCUAGUCGUACCAUACAGCGACGAAACGAAAUGCAGAGGAAAAAAAUGCUACUCACUUAAUUAAAUAAAUGGGGGGAAAAGUGCACAUGCAACUAGUUUCCACGCGUCAGCACUCCGGAUCGUUUGCAUUUGACUUUGCAGCAUUUUUGAAUGGGCGGUCAUUAAUAAAGUGUUCAACCCCAGCUCAGUUUCAACCCCAGUCCGGUAAAUCCUCCCGCCCCCGCCUUUAGUUGAAUGAAUGGAGGCAGAGAGAAGGUAGGCGGCGCCAGAGCUCAGUGUCCGUGGCGAUCGGUACCCAAAGGCUAACUACUGCCGAGAGAGCCCCUUUUCCAAAUUGGUUUCACAGCCGAAGCAUCAUGCCGCCCUGUAAAGGCCGGACUCUGGGGAUCUCGGUGGCUGUUGCCCAUGGAGUGUUUUCCGGAUCUUUGAACAUUCUGCUGAAAAUUCUGAUUUCUCGGUACGAUUUUAUCUUUUUGACUCUAGUCCAGUGUCUGACCAGCAGCACGGCCGCCCUGACCCUGGAGGUUCUCAGAAGACUGGGCAAGAUAGAUAUGCCGCCUUUCAGCCUGAGCCUGGCCAAGGUCUUCGCUAGCGUCACGCUGCUCUCCACCCUGCAGUCUUGCUUGACACUGUGGUCACUCCGGGGACUCAGCCUCCCCAUGUACAUUGUCUUCAAGCGCUGCCUACCCCUCGUCACUCUCAUCAUCGGAGUUUGCCUUCUCAAGAAUGGCGUUCCCUCCAUCGGCGUCAGUGCAGCGGUCCUGCUCACUACCUGCGGAGCCGCGCUGGCAGGGGCCGGUGAUCUCACGGGAGAGCCCAUCGGCUACGUGACCGGGGUGUUGGCGGUGCUGGUUCACGCUGCCUACCUGGUGGUGAUACAGAAGACUAGCGGUGAGCACGCCCACGGGCCCCUGACCGCCCAGUACACCAUCGCCGUCACCGCCUCGCCCAUCCUGCUACUAUGCAGCUUCGCCAGCAUGGAUGUCAUCCACGUCUGGUCGUACCCGGGCUGGCAGGAUCCUGCGGUCGGCUGCACCUUCGCCUCUUGCAUCCUGAUCGGCUGCCUGAUGAACUUCACCACCCUGCACUGCACCUACAUCAACUCGGCCGUCACCACCAGCUUCGUCGGCGUGGUGAAGAGCAUCGCCACCAUCACGGUGGGCAUGCUGGCUUUCAAAGAGGUGGAGCCCACCUCCCUGUUCAUCGCCGGCGUGGUGGUCAACACGGUGGGCUCCGUCACCUACUGCGCGGCCAAAUACUUCGACACCAGGCAGCAGGCCAAGUACGACGACUUGGAAGAACUGAUCAAAGGGGACGAGGUGGUAGAGACAGCAUCUCCCGCAGGGGCCGCCCAGGAGUUUGAACUUCAGGGAGAUGCCGAGACAGAGCCCAGGGAGAAUGGGAGCGAGUCCACAGAAGCGCCGGGACACCAGCGCGACCAGCUGACGGAAAACUACGUCGGCGUCUGGAGGUUAUUAAGACAUUUACGGGUAUUCAAAAAGGACCUUUCAGCUCAGGAUCCCCAGUAAAUCAAUCACCAGGACCUCACUUUGCGUUGCUUUGUGAAGAGCCAAAUACAGACCAUUGAUACCUGUGCUGACACGAGAAAAUGCCAUUCUCACGUUACGAGCUGACACAAGAGGUAACCCGAGUUAAACCUCGUGGUAAUAACGUACGAU